UAAAAACAAAAUCAAGUAAAUAAAUUCAUUUGAACGAUCAUUAUGCAAAACAGUUUCAAAAAUAAACAAAUUCAGCUCAAGUUUUGCUUCUUCAGUCUAUUGAUUGGCGCUGUCGAAAUGCAGGAAAAUGAUUUUAAAUGUUCAAAGUACAAACAAUUGGUGUUCGAGGAAACGAAAACAUUUAGUUAUUAUCUGCCGGGUGCCAAUGAAUUAUCUUUUACCGAAGAUCACUGUUCAACUUCUGAAGGUUUUGUUGUGGGCGGUGAAAAUGCUCGUCCCAAAGAAUUUGCUUUUGCGGCCCGUUUGGGUCAUAUGGCUGAUAAUGGUUAUGUUAAUUGGUUCUGCGGUGGUACGCUUUUAAGCGAAUCUGUUGUGCUAACCGCUGCUCAUUGUUUUUAUGCUUCACUGGGCGAGGUCAAUCGUGUACGCUUAGGAGAAUUAGAUUUCGAUACUGAUUCCGAUGAUGCUGAACCUGAAGAUUUCAAUGUACAAAAAUUAAUCGAACAUCCUGACUACAUUUAUGGUGAACCCUAUAACGAUAUUGGUUUAGUUAUGUUAUCUUCAACUGUCAAAUUUGAUCGUUACAAACAUCCAGCCUGUUUGCCAAUAUCAUCCAGCCUGCAAAAUUCCGACUAUUUUAUUGCCAUAGGUUGGGGUCAUAUAAAGUUUUCGGGUAAAAGUCCAUCAGAUUUGCAAAAAGUUACUCUAAGGUCUUACUCUUACGCGAAGUGUCAAUGGUUGGCUGAAGGACCGGAGGGUAAAGAAAGACUACCAGGUGGCCUCAAAUAUUCUCAGCUUUGUGCCGGCUCCACUGAGGAAAAAGACACUUGUCAAGGAGAUUCUGGAGGUCCUUUACUGGCGCAACAUACAAAAUAUCCCUGUAUGUUUAGUGUGGUGGGAAUUACUUCGUUAGGUGUUGGUGGAUGUGCCAUACCAAAUGUACCUGCGAUAUAUACCAAUGUUAACUUUUAUUUAGAUUGGAUUAGUAAAUAUGUAUAUUAGAGUGUCCCGCAGAAAAAAAUCUUAUAUUAAA
This is a messenger RNA of Calliphora vicina (urban bluebottle blowfly), 1033 nucleotides long. RefSeq names its product venom protease-like. NCBI's taxonomy places the organism in Eukaryota, Metazoa, Arthropoda, Insecta, Diptera, Calliphoridae. Bases 43 to 1002 code for a protein of 319 amino acids. Gene Ontology annotation, molecular function: serine-type endopeptidase activity. Gene Ontology annotation, biological process: proteolysis. The transcript has 3 exons. The record is from RefSeq and is a predicted model, not a curated record.